Chrysochloris asiatica (Cape golden mole) is the source of this 2928-nucleotide messenger RNA. RefSeq names its product lamin B1 (gene LMNB1). NCBI's taxonomy places the organism in Eukaryota, Metazoa, Chordata, Mammalia, Afrosoricida, Chrysochloridae. The record is from RefSeq and is a predicted model, not a curated record. The transcript is spliced from 11 exons. The coding region runs from base 401 to 2161 and encodes 586 amino acids.
CGCCCGCCGCAGCCUGAGAGGAAACAAAGUGCUGCGGGCGGGAGAAUCGGCGGCGGCGGCGGCGCGAGGACUCUGCUUGGCCCUCUCGGUCACCCUUGCUUCACGUCUCCCUGUGCUUGUGUUUGUAUGUGUCUGUGUGCGUGUUUUCUCACAAAGGGCAUUUUACGGUCGGUUGAUUGAUUCAUAGUCUUUUACCCCGCUCUACCCUUUGUGCUACAACCCCCGCUCUCGCCUCCCCAGCUGUUUCUCCCUCCCCACGCCGGAGCCGCACGUUAGUGCGAACCAUCCAUUCCCGCCUUCCCUGCUUCACUCCCUGCAACGCUCGCCGUGCCCCCGCUUGAUUCCUGUGCUGCCUGCGGCCUUUCAGGUCGGCUCUCCCCGCCAGCCCCCGCCGCCCACCAUGGCGACAGCGACCCCCGUGCCGCCGCGGGCCGGCAGCCGCGCCAGUGCCCCCUCCACGCCGCUGAGCCCCACGCGGCUGUCGCGGCUGCAGGAAAAGGAGGAGCUGCGCGAGCUCAAUGAUCGCCUGGCUGUGUAUAUCGACAAGGUGCGCAGUCUGGAGACGGAGAACAGCGUGCUCCAGCUGCAGGUGACCGAGCGGGAGGAGGUGCGCGGCCGCGAGCUCACCGGCCUCAAGGCGCUCUACGAGACCGAGCUGGCUGACGCGCGACGCGCGCUCGACGACACGGCCCGCGAGCGCGCCAAGCUGCAGAUCGAGCUGGGCAAGUGCAAGGCCGAGCACGACCAGCUGCUCCUGAAUUAUGCUAAGAAAGAAUCUGAUCUUAGUGGAGCCCAGAUCAAGCUUCGAGAAUAUGAAGCAGCACUGAAUUCUAAAGAUGCAGCUCUUGCUACUGCACUUGGUGACAAAAAAAGUUUAGAGGGAGAUUUGGAAGAUCUCAAGGAUCAGAUUGCCCAGUUGGAAGCCUCCUUAGCUGCUGCCAAAAAACAGUUGGCUGAUGAAACGUUACUUAAAGUGGAUUUGGAAAAUCGCUGUCAGAGUCUUACUGAGGACUUGGAGUUUCGUAAAAAUAUGUAUGAAGAGGAAAUUAACGAGACCAGAAAAAAGCAUGAAACUCGCUUGGUAGAGGUAGAUUCUGGGCGUCAGAUUGAGUACGAGUAUAAGCUGGCUCAGGCGCUUCAUGACAUGAGAGAGCAACAUGACGCCCAAGUAAAGCUGUACAAGGAAGAGCUUGAGCAGACUUACCAUGCCAAACUUGAGAAUGCCAGGCUGUCCUCAGAGAUGAAUACAUCCUCUGUCAACAGUGCCAGGGAAGAACUCAUGGAAAGUCGGAUGAGAAUUGAGAGUCUUUCAUCUCAGCUUUCUAAUCUACAGAAAGAGUCUAGAGGAUGUUUGGAAAGGAUUCAAGAAUUAGAGGACUUGCUUGCUAAAGAAAGAGACAACUCUCGUCGCAUGCUGUCUGACAAAGAGAGGGAGAUGGCGGAAAUAAGGGAUCAGAUGCAGCAACAGCUGAGUGAUUAUGAACAACUUCUUGAUGUAAAGUUAGCUCUGGACAUGGAAAUAAGUGCUUACAGAAAACUCUUGGAAGGCGAAGAAGAGAGGUUGAAGCUGUCUCCAAGCCCUUCUUCUCGUGUGACAGUAUCACGAGCCUCCUCAAGUCGCAGUGUUCGUACAACUAGAGGAAAGCGGAAGAGAGUUGAUGUGGAAGAAUCUGAGGCAAGCAGUAGUGUUAGCAUCUCUCAUUCCGCCUCAGCAACUGGGAAUGUUUGCAUUGAAGAGAUAGAUGUUGAUGGAAAAUUCAUCCGCUUGAAGAAUACUUCUGAACAGGAUCAACCAAUGGGAGGCUGGGAGAUGAUCAGAAAAAUAGGAGAUGCAUCAGUUACUUAUAAAUAUACCUCAAGAUAUGUGCUGAAAGCAGGCCAGACUGUUACAAUCUGGGCUGCAAAUGCUGGUGUCACAGCCAGUCCUCCAACUGACCUCAUCUGGAAGAACCAGAACUCCUGGGGCACUAGCGAAGAUGUGAAAGUUAUAUUGAAAAAUUCUCAGGGAGAGGAGGUUGCGCAAAGAAGUACUGUCUUUAAAACAACUAUACCUGAAGAGGAAGAGGAGGAGGAAGAAGCACCUGAAGUGAUUAUAGAGGAAGACAUCUUUCACCAGCAGGGAGCCCCAAGAACAUCUAAUAGAAGCUGUGCAAUUAUGUGAACUCAAGUCAUCUCUCCUCCUCAAAGAAAUAUGGUCAUCCUUACCUACAUACAGUGCAGAGCCUUCUUGAAGCACAGAAUAUUUUUAUAUUUCCUUUAUGUGAAUUUUUAAGCUGCGAAUCUGAUGGCCUUAAUUUCCUUUUUUUGACACUGAAAGUUUUGUAAACGAAAUCAUAUCCAUACAUUUUUUUGCAAGAUGUGAAUUAUUGACACUGAACUAACUGUACUGUUGUUUGGAAAGGGUCCCUCAAAAAUUUUGACUUUUUUUUUUUGUAUGUGUGUUUGUUCUUUCAAUUUCUUACGGUGGGGAGGGAGGAAUAAAUAAAAACCACUGUGUGUCUGGGUUAAUUUGAAGAUUGCUCUAUCUAGGUUAGCAAUCUGCUCUUGAUUGUUCUCUGCUAUAUAUAACGGUGCUGUGAGGGCGGGGGAAGCAUUUUUCAAUAUAUUGAACUUUUGUACUGAAUUUUUGUAAUAAGCAAUCAAGGUUACUUUUGUUUUGUUUUGUUUUUUAAAAUAGAAAAGAUAAAUUUUGUAAGCAGGCAAUAUUAACCUAAUCAUCAUGUAAGCACUCUGGAUGAAGGAUUCUGCAAAACUUUGUUUUAUGGUUAUUUCUCUUAGAUUCUUAAUUCAUGACGGGAACAAAGGGAGGGCAGUGAGGUGGGAGGGAAGGGCAUCUCUAUUAAAAUGCUUUAGUUGUGGGUUUUUUUAAGAUAGUGUAACUUGCUUAUUUCUUAUGUGACAUUAACAAAUAAAAGCUCUUUUAAUAUU